Molecule: messenger RNA, 204 nt
Organism: Diabrotica balteata
Lineage: Eukaryota; Metazoa; Arthropoda; Insecta; Coleoptera; Chrysomelidae
Source: the annotation of a GenBank genome assembly
AUGGAACCAGAAUUGGCAAGUAUUGAAAAAAAGUAUCAACAAGAAUUAUCUGACUUGAGAACUGUUCAUAAAAGGGAAAUUGAGGACAUGGAAUUAAAGUCAGCAAAAAAAAUGCAACAACAAUGUGAAGAAAUUAAACAACAACUGAUGGAUGAAAGAGAAAAAGUUCUUACGUAUGAACGAAAUUUGAUGAGACAAAGGUGA